Messenger RNA from Frankliniella occidentalis (western flower thrips), 3471 nucleotides. RefSeq lists its product as uncharacterized. The coding region runs from base 1138 to 3210 and encodes 690 amino acids. The transcript has 2 exons. The record is from RefSeq and is a predicted model, not a curated record. NCBI's taxonomy places the organism in Eukaryota, Metazoa, Arthropoda, Insecta, Thysanoptera, Thripidae.
AAAUAUUAAGAAGAUCAAUGAAGCUUAGUGACACACACGACAGUCGCCAACCGCAAAUAUGUGAAGGAAGCAAGUUUAAAUUUUUGUAAACGCGAAUCAUAAUUCAAGUUGUAAAUUUACAAGAGCACUUUUUUUUUUACUCGCCAAUCGAUUUGAAGUCGAUACGUACUGCAUGUAUUUUUACGAUUACAAAUUGUAAUUUUACAACUGGCGUCAAGGAAAAUUUUCCUGUAAACCUUCCUCCUUUUUUUUCACAGUGUGCGAGUACGUUAUUAGUGUAACAGGAAAAUAUCAAGUCUAAGUGCAGCUAGCCUACCCAUUCCAUUCCAACCUAACCUAAAGGCAGUUACGUGCAUUUAAAACCAUUCAUUUGAAACCCCACGGGAAUGUAUGUGUGAGUAUAAAGGUUCCGCUGCCUCCCGCCGUCGACGUUCCGAGGCCACACUAUGGACAACGCCUGCGACGCGCUAGGUAGGCCAACCCGCCAAGCAGCUGUGUGGGGCCGGCGGCCCGCCCUGCCGGCCGUCCACGCGCAAGUGCUAGGGCGAUGUUCCCUGAUGUUUUCCCUAGUCACCUCGGCUCGGUUCCGAGACACGGCACGGCGACUCGUCCCGAGGACUCAAUACGUAUUGAAAGAACAACAAACGCCAGCAUAGGCUUGGCCGCGGGAGGAUGUGGGCUUAACCUUAACGAAUGUGCGGAGUGCGGAGCAUUAUAGGCGAUUAAUUUUACAUCGACCGCGCCCCGCUGUUGCGACGCACAACUUGCGCGCUCGAUGCCGUCUUGGUAGUCCGUGGAACGCACAGCCGCGCGGGACGGGUAAAAACCUGUACGAACAAACGUUUACUCCCUAUUAUUACUUACCACAUCAUCAGUUAUUUUCAUGUAUUUUCAUGCAUUCAUUUCAUGCAUCCCCAUUCUUGUCAUUUUCAAGCAUUUUGAAUUUUCAUCCAUUUUCAACCACUAUCCUAGGACAUCAACAGACAUCCUAAUGCAUUAGCAAGCAUUUUCAUCAAAUUUUCACGCAAUUUCAUCAAUUUUCAACCGUUUCCGACGCAUUAUAAGGCGAACUGUUCGGCACAUCACCGCGUUCUUUACCUCUCGGCCGCGGCACAACUCCAUGGCCCUCUGGCAAGGAUGUUACCGCGGCUAGCGGCGGUGGUGCUGCUGCUGGUGCGGGUGCGGUGCGGCGCGCGGCUCCCGCCCGUGGAGGUCCAGCCCGAGGCAACGCCCUGCGGCCUGCGGCCCUUGCUCGAGCACCUCGCGGCCGGCGCCAGCGUCGACCUGCACGUGGACGGAGACGCCCCCUGGCUGCGGACUCUGCUCGGCGGCUGGGGCACGCGCACGGCCGUCCUGAGCACGCGCCGCGCGCCGGUGCGCUCCGCGUUCUCGGCGCCCGCCUCCUCCGUCGUACUCGUGGCGUUCGACCGGCCCGGGGACCUGGUGCGCGAGGCGAGGGUGGCCCUGGUGCGGCACGUCCGCACGCACAUCCUGCUGUGGACGCGCGCGGACCAGGAGGACGCGGCGGCCGGCGCCGCCACGGCGCUCAGGCUCGCGGACGAAAACCUGCCCAUGACCACGAACCAGGUGCGCCUGGCCGUCACGGCCAACACCAGCACCGCCCUGUUUGGGGGUGUGUGGGACGUGGACUACCCCAACGUCACGGAAGUAAGCACAUGCUCCGCGUCGACGGGCUGGUCGCGGGAGCCUGGCGCCGCCUUUGAUCAGCCGUGCCUCCAGUGGUGCCCGCCGCCGCCAGACGACCCGCUCGUCGUGUAUAUCGUGCAGAGCCAAGUGAAGAACCCGGGCAGGUUCAUUAGUGCCUGGACACCCGAGCAACGCCCACGCCCACCCCAGAGACCUGCGCAGAGGCCCGGGGGAUCAGAUUCCGGUCCUGGUCCUCGUCCUGGUCCCGGUCGAGAUCCUGACCCUGGUCCAGGACAGGGACCUGGUCCUGCAACCGGCCGAGGUCCCGGUCCUGGUCCCGGUCCUGGUCCCGGCCCUGGUCCCGGUCCUGGCCCCGGUCCUGGCCCCGGACCUGGCCCCGGUCCUGGACCAGGCCGAGGUCCUGGCCCUGGUCCCGGCCGACGUCCCAAUAACCUUCCUAGCGUCCGGCCCCCCUCGCUUCCCUGGGAGGUCCUGGUGGCCGCCUUCGUGAAGGAGUUCCACCGCCGACAGCAUCUCAACUUUUCAUACAAGGCAAAGGUGCUGCCCGUCAAUUCGGAGGGCCUGGCUAUGCGCAGUACGCUGUCCUGCCGUUUGGACCUGGUCCUCUCGGAGGAGCCGCUCAACGCCAGCCUGCACCGCAACCUGGCCGUGUUCCCCUGGGACAUGCACUCCACCGAGGCCGUGGUGCCCCCGGGCCUGGGCACGUCCUCGAGCCCACUCGGCCACCUUAUCAGCGAGCUGUCCCCCGACCUGUGGGCCACCACGAUGCUGGCCGCGGCCGUCGUGGGCCGGGGCCUGCUCUGGCUAGGCGGCCGCGCCCCCAGCACCGUCGCGCUGCAGGUCCUGUCGCCGCUGCUCCUCCAGACCGUGGCGUGGCCGCCACGGGGCCGGCAGCGCCCCUUGUUCGGCGCCUGGCUGCUGGUGAGCCUCGUCGUGUCAGCCGCUUACCAGGGGCAGCUGCUCAGCGACCUGGCCGUCGGAACAAGGCCCAACAUCAACAGCGUGCAGGAACUGGUCGACAGCAACCUGUCCGUCCUGUUCUGGAAGGCCUACGACCUGGACUCGUACCCGCUGGAGGAAUGGGGGCUGGAUUCGAGGGUGGUCCUCGACACCAGCGCGGACACGCGGGUGGCAUCCUAUUGGGCUAGCCGGUAUGCCAACGUGUCUUUCUUCCGAGACCAGGAAGACAAGGGAACGAGCGCGGCCCGGGGCCCCGUCAUGUUCCACACCUUCAGCCUGCCCAUGACCAGGCUCAAGGCCACCUACACCACCAUGGAGGGGUCGCCGUUCGAGAAGCCGCUGAGGAAGUUCCUGGGCCGCUUGCGCGCCGCUGGUCUAACCAUGGAAUCCCUACUAUCUUUGAGAAGCAGGGGGCGACUUAGAGGGGCGAAGUUGCCGGAGGGGCCAAAGCCGCUCUCGCUAAACCAGGUGCAGCCGGCACUCCAACUACUCGGCUUCUGCCUCGCCAUAGCCUUUGUGGUGUUCCUGUUGGAGACGACUGGUGGACUGUGCCCAAGCAACUACGAGCCACCCAGCUGCUAAAAUUACUUUAACUGUGAAAGUUAUUAAAAACUGGUAACAAGGAAAUUGGUUGUUUUGCUUCGCGCUUUAAAAAGAUCGGUUUAAGCUUCUAUGCAUAAGAAACACUUCGGGCGUUACUUGAAACAUUAUUAGAAUCAAUACCCUUCAUUAUUACUGAGGUGACAAUGCAACACAAUUAUUUAAUAAUAAGUCGGCGUUGGAGUUAUGGUGUAGAAGAGUUAUUGUCGUCGGCAUUGGGUGUUGGGAGACGAGCGCAGGUAA